AAAUGCUCGUCUGUACCUGUUGCUGAGAAGUCACACCAGACAUCAUGGCCAGAAAAUUCAUUAGUUGGAUGUUUGUGCUUGGAUAUUUGCAUGCAUCCUCUGGACAAACUACUACAUCUGAAGACAUGGGAACGUUUGAACCAUUGAUAUUAAAUAUGACUGCUCCUCCCCUAAACGCAACAGCCCCAACAACCACAACAGAAGCAUUCCUUGACUCACUGGCACAUCUGAAGGCGAAGCUAACUUCAUAUGGAGAGGUCACCAAUGAAGACAUCAUUAAAUUUGUUAAACAGUUCUUUCGAGACAAUCUCCCGAAUGGAACAGCCCACGCAGUCACACUGACAGAAAUUCAAAGGAUUGUAGAUUCAACCACAGCUGGAACUACCGUUAUCCCAACCACCAUACCCCCGAGUACAGCUGCAACACCCAUGAUGCUCAUCAACACAACUACAACACCAACAACACCCCUGACACCCACACCCCUGAACGCAACAACACCUGUGACACCCACAACCAUAGACACAACAACACCUGUGACACCCACAACCAUAGACACAACAAUCCUAGACACAUCCACAGCAACACUAGUGGCAGACACAACAGCCCCUCUGAGCAACAGUACCACAGUUUCAAGCAACACCACUACCCCGUAGAAUGUAUAGAUUUAGGUUCAGAGUGAAUCAAGUAAAUAAACGAUCUGUCAGGUUUCACUCACUGACUACUGCAUGUGAACCUGUUUUAUCUUGUACAAUCAAGAACUGAUUUAUUAAGCUUAUAGAAACUAAUUCUUUAGAAAACCAGAAUAUAAAUAUUUUUAAAACACUUUUCAUCAAUUGUUUUAAAAAGUGUGUGGUUUGUGUGGUUUUGGUUUUGCCCUCUGUUUCAGACUCUUGCAGUCUCUUGUAUUUCUUCCCAACAUUGCUGAUUUCAUAUUUUUUCAAAUUAUUAUGUUUGUACUAAAAUUCUUCAUUGUUCUGUAACGAUUUAAAAAAUAUUACUUGUGACAUUUCUGCACUGUCAAAGUUAAACCAUUGUAGGCUUUCUGGUUUUGCUUCAAUGUAACACUAGAUUUUAUAAAGCAAUCCACGGCUUUAUUUCAUGUUUAAUAAUCCCCUUUUGAAAGAUGAAUAAAGAGACAGAUCUAUU
Molecule: messenger RNA, 1146 nt
Organism: Morone saxatilis (striped sea-bass)
Lineage: Eukaryota; Metazoa; Chordata; Actinopteri; Moronidae
Product: probable maltase-glucoamylase 2
Exons: 4
Coding region: 45-653 (202 amino acids)
Source: RefSeq, a predicted model, not a curated record